Messenger RNA from Magnolia sinica, 396 nucleotides. RefSeq lists its product as uncharacterized. The record is from RefSeq and is a predicted model, not a curated record. Gene Ontology annotation, cellular component: cytoplasm; nucleus. Gene Ontology annotation, molecular function: 3'-5' exonuclease activity; nucleic acid binding. The transcript has a single exon. Bases 1 to 396 code for a protein of 131 amino acids. Lineage: Eukaryota; Viridiplantae; Streptophyta; Magnoliopsida; Magnoliales; Magnoliaceae.
AUGGACUACACGGUCCAGAUCGAUGACCGUCAGAUCCUCACCACCGUCACCGAAAGUGACAUUGAUGCCCAGAUGUGGGUGCGCAAUGUCCGUCAGCUCUAUUGGAAGCACCGCGGCCGCCUCAUCAUCGGCCUCCGCCUCUACUGCCACCUCAACUACAUAAAGCGUGGCCUCGACGGCAACCCGUUCUCCGUCAUCGUCCUCUGCGUCGGUGCAUCCUGCCUAAUCUACAAGUUCAGGUUUAGUAUGUCUUAUGACCACUUCCAUAUCCACAAGGUCCUGAUUGACUUCCUCAAGGAUCUAAAGAUCGCGUUCGUAGGUGUUGAUAUCGUUCGGGACUCGAAGAAGCUCAAGGACUGCCCUGUGCUCUCCAUCGACAAUGUGAUAGAGCUAUAG